ACCUUUUAAAGAAAACAUUUUCUAACAAAAAAUAAAUAAGGAAAAAGUGGGCAUAGUUAAUAUGAGGAGAAUGAGAGAGAGUGGCACAUAAAAGGCCUCCCCCAAAUUUGAGAAUUACGUAAAGGAGAGGAAAAAAAAAAGAAAAGAUAAAAAAGAAAAACCCACGCGGCGACGCCUCUGGUUCCGCGCACGUUAACAGCCCCGCCCGCCCAUCCUCGACCCCCCCAGGGCGCACGAUAGCCUGCCCUCCCUAAGCGGUGGCCUCUCUCAUCUUUCUAGAUCCUCCAAGUCAGCCCCCGCCUGCCGCCCCUUUAACAACCCUACCCCACCGCACUCCUCUCCCAUUCAUUAUGCCACAACCACUCAUCACCACCACCUCCUCCUCCUCCUCCACCACCAAACCCCCCUCAGAUCUCUCUUAUCCUGCGCACUGCCCCCCCAGAUCUCCCUUAUCCUGCGCAUCCUCAUCAUCAUGGCCGCCAGCCUAUCCCCCUCCUCCACCUCCAACCACGACGACGACAACAACAGCCACAUCCCCACGGCCACCCUAGCCCUCCCCUCCACCUCCUCCGUCUCCCGACGCCUCCCGCCGCCGUGCUGGUCCCCCGAUGAGACCGUCGCCCUAAUCGAUGCCUACAAGGACAAGUGGUACUCCCUCCGCCGCGGCAACCUCAAAGCCACCCACUGGCAGGAGGUCGCCGACGACGUCGCCGCCAGGUGCCCCGCCAGCCCCCCCAAGACCCCCGUCCAGUGCCGCCACAAGAUGGAGAAGCUCCGGAAGAGGUAUCGCUCCGAGAUCCAGCGCGCCGCCGCGCACGGCGGCGUCCGCCGGUUCACCUCCUCCUGGGUCCACUUCCAGAGCAUGUACUCGAUGGAAAAGGGCCCCAAUCCCGCCCCUUCAUCCUCCUCCUCCUCCGACGAAGAAGAUUACAAUAACAACAACAGCGUCAAACGGAUAAACGAUUUGUAUAAUUACAACCAAAAAGGUGCUUACGGUAGCCAAUUGCCUGAGAAUAAUGGGGCGGCAAGCGGUUUCCGGAUCAAAAUCCCGGGCCGGGCCACCGCCGGACCUACUGUGGCCAAGGUUUAUUCGAAAUUCGAUGAGAUGGGUGGUCCAAACCCUACUAACCCUAACCCUAGAUUUACAAAUUAUGCUGCAGGUGUUAAUGGGGCUGCCUCGAGUAAGAUUUCUAGGGAUAAUUUUGUUGGGGUGGGCCAAAUUAGGAAGAGGGCUGGUGAAAUUCCGAAAAAGAGCAAGGGAGAUGAUGGUUUGAGUGAGCUAGUUGCAGCAAUUCAUGCUUUGGGGGAGGGUUUUAUGAGAAUGGAGAAGGCGAAGAUGGAUAUGGUGCAGCAAAUUGAGGAGAUGCGGAUGGAGAUGGAGUUGAAGAGGACGGAGAUGUUGCUCGAGUCUGAGCAGAGAAUUGUCGAGGCAUUUGCUCAGGCGAUAUCCGAGAGAAGUGCCAAACGGGCGAAAAGAAAUUCGACUACGCCUGAUUGAAAUCAAGAACUGGAGUAUGGUUGAGCAGUGGAAGUUUUGGUGCAUUGGAAUUUCUGUGUAAUUUGUGUUCGGAAAAGUGAAGAUUUUUCCUUCUCUUCCCACCACAAUCUGCCUACUUGACUCUAGCAUUUAGGCAUUUGGUGUGGAAGUUGGUUAGUGCUAUGUAGCUUUGCAUUUUGGUAAAUUUAUUCAUGAAAAAAGCUAUGCUGCUCAUGGAAUUUGUAAAUCUGAAAUUUUCACUGUUAUGUUUUGAUAAAUCAUGCCACAGUUCUUAUGUUCUCUAA
Messenger RNA from Salvia miltiorrhiza (redroot sage), 1782 nucleotides. RefSeq names its product trihelix transcription factor ASIL1-like. Gene Ontology annotation, molecular function: transcription cis-regulatory region binding. The record is from RefSeq and is a predicted model, not a curated record. The coding region runs from base 473 to 1498 and encodes 341 amino acids. Gene Ontology annotation, cellular component: nucleus. The transcript has a single exon. NCBI's taxonomy places the organism in Eukaryota, Viridiplantae, Streptophyta, Magnoliopsida, Lamiales, Lamiaceae.